Messenger RNA from Clonostachys rhizophaga, 2568 nucleotides. The record is from the annotation of a GenBank genome assembly. Lineage: Eukaryota; Fungi; Ascomycota; Sordariomycetes; Hypocreales; Bionectriaceae.
AUGCAGCGUGUCUCCUCUCUUUUACCCUCGUGGGAGAAGAGGACCUCCUCGGGAUCCGCCAUUGCCUCGACCGAUGCCGCCGACACAGUCACAUCGCCCCAGAGAGUGACCAGCGCCAGCAGCACCAGCAGCGCUGCUGGAGGCGGAUUCUGGGGAUGGUCUAAGCGAUCCAGCACCAGUACGAAGACGAACAGCUUGUCCAAGAUCAACACAGCCGCCGCCAACAGAAACAGCAGUCUCAGCGUCAGGAGCACCGCCCGCGUCCACGGGGAAACCUUUUGGCCCACCAGUCUUGACCUUGAAUGCGAAAAGGCUGCUCGGAUCAUCAAGUCAUUUUGCGCCGAUGGAUAUCUCGGCCCCAUCGACGACGAAUCGAGCCCCGUAGUCUCACCCACGAACGAUGAACCACCCAAAACGCCCGUCAAAAUCUAUAAGAAGAUUCCCAAACAAAUCAUUCAGAAUGCAGCCGGCAUCGCCGUAUUCUCCUGCAUGCGCAAUGGCUUGUGGAUGACUGGCUCCGGUGGUUCUGGGAUCUUAAUAGCGAGAAAGUCAGACGGGACCUGGUCACCACCAUCCGGUAUCAUGCUUCAUACCCCUACCCUCAGCUUUAUCAUCGGAGUCGACGUGUAUGAUUGCGUUCUGGUGGUCAACAGCCUCGCCGCUCUCGAAUCUAUGACCCGCCCCAAGGUCACUCUGGGUGAAGAUGUUGGUCUUGCAUACGGUGCCUCUGUUUCAAUGGAGGCUCGCGACAUCGAGAUCAACGUGCGAGACCUUGGCAACACAGUCAUGACCUACAUGAAGGCUCGGGGCCAGGAGCAGAAGGUAAACCUGCAUGGCUCUAUUCUCACAGAGCGAGCCAACGAAAACGAGCGUUUCUAUGGAUCCGCCGUGUCGCAAAUGGAGGUUCUCUCCGGCGCCGUGGCCCGGUAUGUGGAAGAGACACAACCACUAUUCGAGGUGAUCAAGAUGGCGGAGGGCCGGACAGAUUUCGAUGCCUCAAUGAUUGGGAGAAUUGCCGCCGAGCCAGCGCCGUCAGACGCGAUUAUCGUAUCACCAAAAUUCUCGGCGGCGCCGCUAUCUCCAGCUCCCCGUGCCUUCGGCUUACUCAACUCAGAAGAUCCUGAUCCGUUUGGCAUUCUUGCCUUGGAAAUGGCCGGAAUGGAAAUUCGAGAAGCAGGCUCUCGUGCUCGGCCUACCAGCAGCCAGCUCGACUUCCAUCCUCAGCGUAUGAGCUCUCUCUCCAAGGUUCAACGCCAGAGCAUAGAGACGUCCAACAACAGGAGUAACCGUGGUAGCUUGAUGUCGACACGAACUGUAAAAAGUCAAACGACAGAUGUUGCAACACAAACUGAUACUGGUAACACAUCUGAGACAAGCCCCAGCCCUGGUCGCAGUGAGAAUGGUCAAGGACGAGGAUCAACUGAGAUUGCGAAGAAUACGGCAGAUGAUGUCGAACAUGAGGAGAUCGAUUUCACUGUUAUUGACAUGUCAGCAUUGGAUAGAAUCCGCCAACCUUUGGUUGACGAGAGCGCAGCCACAGUCGACUCUUCUAAGCUUGGCCCACUGCAUGCUGCUGCUAGCGAUUUCGAGACCGCAUCGAAAGCAUCUAGCAACUACGGAGACGCGGACGAGAAUGAGCUUGAAAAGGAUACUCCUGUUCCGAGCUCGAAGGUAGCGGAAGAAGAUGAUGACGAGCUUGAUGAGGAUGAGGAUGACGAUGACGAAGAUGACGACGAGGAAGAACCUGUGAUUUUUGAGGUUGCAACUGUGCAACCUGCGCGUACACAAGUUGUGGCGUCUCGUGUUGUUCAGGCCAAGGGAAAUGUGGUGACGAUCCCCAAGAGAAUCCCCCCGCCUCUGCCUACACGAAAUCCCGCGCGAGCGUCAACGGCUAGCAGAAGCGACAUUGGCGGAGAUGCAAUGAGCCCUUAUCCACAUAGCCCUCUUCGGAAGAACUUUAGCGAUGCAGAGCUGGCGGCCGGUGAAGACGAGAAUCAGGACACCUCGUCUCUCGACCCUGAGCGUGCAGUUUCACGUAGGCGAAGCGCUGAGCCAGAGGGGCUUACGAUCAAUGUCUCCAAGGCUGAUGAGUCUUCUCUGAGGACGCCCAAGGCUUUUGAAGUUUCUCCUCAAGCAGCUACUGUCCGCGCAUCUUUGAAGGAUGACGCAAUCCUGGAGACCUCAACCGUGGAUCAGAAUGAGACUCAGAUUAAGGACCAGGAGUCCAUUAAGAGCGCACGAUCAUUAGAUGAUGCAGACGACAAGUCGGAUUCGAUUGGCAAGAGUCGACUCUCAGUCGACACCGGAGUGACGGGCGUCACCGACGACAGGUCCAGCAUUGAGGAGUCUUCAUAUACGACUCCCACUUCCGAGCAACGAUUUUCAUUCGGCGAGAAUGUAAACGACAACACCCCCAAGAAGCCUGAGAUGUAUCUGGCUGAGCCUCCGGCGGUCAUUGACACGCCCAAAAAGACUGAGGCUACGGUAGAGAGACUGCUUUCUGAGAAGGCAAACGAGAGCUCUCUACCAGUAGAGAAGCCGACUGUCACCACUGUCUCUGCCUCAUAG